UAGCUACUUUUCACAGGUUUGGUAAACCCUUUUUUUAUAUUUUUGGAUGACUAAAUUAGUCAUUUGUAUUGCAGUUUUUUUUAUAAUGACUAGUUAUUGUGUGAAAUAUACAGUGAGUUUUUAUAUAUUUAAGUUUUAUAGCAAUAAAAAGGAUUAUCAAUAGCGCGUAUUAAGAAAAUAUAUAUGUACGACCUACGCUAUGGAAAUAUAUUCCCGUAUUAAACUUUAAAUUUUGUGAAUCAUUCAAGAGAAAUAAUUGUCUGGUGAGACAAUAUUAAAUAAUAGCAUGUUUAGUAUCAGUGAACUUUGCUGUAUGUUCUGUUGUCCGCCUUGUCCCGGACCAAUUGCAGCUAAGCUUGCUUUUCAACCACCCGAGCCUACUUAUAAGUUGACGCCCGCUGAUGAUGCCAACGUUAAGUAUAAUUUACAUUUAUUUGAUCGUGCAGAGUGGCAGUACUCUGAACGUGAUAAGUCCAAAGUGGAAUCAUUUUUCACGCGGACUUCUCGAGGGAAUUUAAUUACAUGUAUAUAUGUACGUUGUAGCAGAAACGCAAAAUAUACGCUACUUUUUUCUCAUGGAAAUGCCGUUGACUUGGGUCAAAUGAGUAGCUUUUAUAUAUCUCUUGGAACACAACUAAACUGUAAUAUAUUUGGCUACGAUUACUCUGGAUACGGAAUGAGUGGUGGUAAACCAUCAGAAAAAAAUUUAUAUGCUGAUAUUGAAGCCGCUUGGCAGGCACUUAGAAACAGGUUUAAUAUCAGUCCCGAAACUAUUAUUUUAUACGGCCAAAGUAUUGGUACAGUACCAACAGUUGAUUUGGCAACAAAGCAUGAAGUUGGGGCAGUAAUUCUUCAUUCUCCACUGAUGUCCGGACUAAGAGUGGUUUUCCGUAACACCAAAAGAACAUGGUUUUUCGAUGCAUUUCCAAGUAUUGAUAAAGUUUCAAAAGUGAAAUCACCAGUUUUAGUAAUACAUGGAACUGACGAUGAGGUUAUAGAUUUUUCCCAUGGGAUAGGUAUUUAUGAACGCUGUCCCAAAGCCGUUGAACCUUUGUGGGUUGAGGGUGCUGGCCAUAAUGACGUUGAAUUGCAUUCGCAAUACUUUGAGCGGCUUAAAAAAUUUUUAACUAUUGAAUUGGUGAAAUGACAAUUAAAGAAUCAGCAUGACGUGGAACACAAUAAUUCUGUAGCAGUAGUAUCAUCUAAGGAGUUACCGCUGACAUCAUCGUUAGUGAAUAAAAAAAACUUAGAAGAUCCUAACAUUUCCAAUUCUUCAGGCCUGUGCUGCCAAGAAAACAAUUUAAAAGACGACAUUGAAGCUUCCACGUCAAGUUCCAUAUCAACCAAACCUUCAAUUGAAAAAUUUCUUUAGCGAAGAAACAUGGGUUCUUAUCUUUCUCAAAUUAAAUGAUCGAACAUUUUCCAUGGAUUUCUAUAGUUGUUUAUAAGAGAAAGCCGGGGACCUAAUCUAAAUUAAUCAAAUGCCGUCUUCCCCCUUGUAUGCAUAUUUUUACGAAACACAAGGGAACCACUAAUGAUAAAAUAUUGGUAGGCAGUGAUUCUAACAGCGUUUUGAAUACAGAAUUUUUCRCACAUCUGCAUCUUUAGAAUAUUGAUACUACACAUAAAGCGUUUUUAUCUAUUAAGAACUUUGAGGGCAAUACAUCGCCUGAUCUCCUUACCUUAAAAAUACAAAUUAAUCAAUAAAACUAAAGACUAACACUGCCCAGCCAGUUUGAAAGACAAGUCGUAUUGAAUCUUUAGGUUACGAAGUAAUGCAAUAUGUAUUUUAUUUUAUAUACCAAAACAGGAAAUUUAUUACAUGAAGAAUCUUACAGAAAGUUAGAGAAGUACUUAAGGAUAAGUUGAAACGUCUUUAUUCCAAAAUGCACAUAAUUUUGUCCACUAAUUUACAUUUCCAGUAGAAGUAUUAUGUGUAAUACUAUUUUUUUUUWAAUUAAAUUAUUGAUACCACUAAUAGCGUUAGGCUUACGUUGUUUAAAUAAAAAGCACACACACGUUAUUUUUAACAGUAAAAAUAAUGGGGAAAUUACUGAUAUCUCUUAAUUACUUAUUGUGAUCAAAAUUGUUUUGGUUAAAAGGAAUUCAAGCUAUUGAAUAUUUUCUAAUGUUAUUUUUGUAGUAAGAGUUAGAACGUUAUAGCCCGGAUAAUGAAUACCGAUAUUUUCAUUAAGAUAUAUGUAUAAAAAGUUUUUUACUUGUAAAUUCAUUAAUUUCUAAUAACUACAAUAUACAGGUUCUAAUUGGCGAGAUAUCAGUUACAGUAUUUAAUUUAAUCGUUUUAAGAAAUUUUCAUGUAAUUAAUGUUAAAGCAGUGUACAAUG
Molecule: messenger RNA, 2345 nt
Organism: Bactrocera latifrons
Lineage: Eukaryota; Metazoa; Arthropoda; Insecta; Diptera; Tephritidae
Product: protein ABHD17B
Exons: 5
Coding region: 287-1147 (286 amino acids)
Biological process (GO): protein depalmitoylation
Cellular component (GO): plasma membrane; endosome membrane
Molecular function (GO): palmitoyl-(protein) hydrolase activity
Source: RefSeq, a predicted model, not a curated record